AUUUUCCUUGUACAUGAUUUCAGCCUGAAACUGGAAAAUAAAUACAUUAAUGUGGGUCGUCCUGCUUGAAGAGAGAAGCUAAACUAAUUGCAACUCCUCCUACAGGAUAUGACUUCAAUAAAAGGGCUGAUGUUUAAUUGGGUUAUUUCCUGCAGCAUAUUGCCAUCUGCUGGAAAUUGGUAUUAAUACGUCUAAAUGAGCUCCAAAAUACUCAAAAAAAAUCUGUACAGCAGAACACAAGUCUAAUAAGCACAAUAACUUAAACAGAAACAUAAAUUGAAAAUGAAUGAAUGUAUUUCCAAUAAUACCGAAACAGUGAAUAAGAAGAAGGGAAAUUCAAUAGGAAGGCAUAUGGAAAUCUUCAAUUAAGUGGGGAAUGUCAAAGAUGUAAAAGUAAAGAAUAGGAACAUCGUCUCUCAUUUCCUGAGAUUAUCUGAAGAGAGAGCUGAUAAGCAUUCAAAUUCCCAACAAAAAUAUAAAUUUGAGUCAUAGUUGAAUAGUUUUCAUCAAUACAGUUGCUGCUCAUAUUUUGUAUCGAGUUAACGAAAAUAAGUUUGGCUAAACGGGGGAAUGUGGGACGGGUCUUCAAAAUAAAACAAUUACUUACCUUUAGAUGAACAUUUACCUGUAUUAAUAUUACUGGUGUUAGCUACAUAAUUGGUUAAAUAAUGAAAAAAAUCAGAGUUCCAAGGUAUAAAAGUGGUUAACUCUCAAUAAAUCACUGCAUUUACAACAGUGAGAUUUUACUUUGAAACUCCAGAGGCGGAAAUAGUACAGUUUAGCGGCUGGGCUAACUUGACGCUGGUUGUUGCCGUCCGUGCUGUCAGCCACGUCACCUCCACUGAAUCAACUUUUUCCUCCUCUGGGCGCUGCUGCAGACAGACCCUCAGCUGAGUUUGAGUUUGGACUCAGUAGAUAUCACAUUUGUUUAUCUAUGUUACAUACAUUUAGAUAAGGAAAGCCGAGCAGCAGCAGCAGCCAGGCGGUCUCUCUAAGUGCAGUGCGUUGAUGUUAGCUUCUCGCUUUGUAGCUUUUUGACGCGUUUCAUCUCCACUGACUUUUGGAGUGUUUGCUUUUUGGCGUGACUGCCUGCUGAGGACGGUGGGGCCUGUGGGCUGUUUCAUUUAAUCUUCUUUUCUGCUCUUCUUGUUAAAACCUAACAUUAUCAACAUGAAUAUCUUUCGUCUGGCGGGUGACGUGUCACAUCUGUUGGCUAUCAUCAUCCUACUUGUGAAGAUAUGGAGGUCCAAAUCCUGUGCAGGUAGGCUGACACUCACACCGGCAUCCAUGCACUUUGACUUGUUGGAGACCUUUUAGUUCAACCUAGAACUAAAGAUGCAAUCAUAUAAUAGUAGCUGCAAGUAAGUGACUGUGACUGCACUUAAAGAUAUGUUAAAGAGACUCAUUGUGUUGAGUAGAUGUUCAGAAGCGACGUGGCAAUGUUGACAACGCUAUCUCCAGCCUGCUCCACCUUUUUACAGCUGUUUUACUGCAUCGUUAUACUGCUCUACAGCUGUCUUAUGACAAAAAUAUGACUUCCUGGGUACUUUACACUGUUGGAUUUAUAAAAAGGUUUUGUACAUGGGAUAUAUACUGCAAUUUUCUUUCAAGUUGCCAACAAUUAUUCAUAUAACUAUUUUAUAACAUCAGUGAGACAGCAGGGGCGGGUGUAGACUUAUUGCGACUUGGGGUGGCCAAACUUGGGCACUGACUUAAGAAGGGGUGUUAUGAGUUGUGCACACACUUAAAAGUCAAAUCUCACCCUAAAGCCUAAGCACUGAGCACUGUUAGAGUUAAAUGGCUUGGUUUUCAGUGUGUGAGACCAUGAGGGGAUGAAAUGGUGUAAAAAUGAGACAUAGAUAGAUCGAUAGAUCGAUAGAUGGAUGGAUAGAGAGGGAAAUUCAGAAAACCAGAGGCAGCACUAAUAAAACACAUUACACAUUCUACAAUACUGUGACGAUAUUAACACUAAAUGGGAAAUGGGAUCUAAUAAUGAACUCAUACAAACCUCUGAUCAAUACCCUAAACCAACGUCAUUUGUCAUCCCUUCUGAAGUAUUCAAAAAGAGAAACUACAAAUACCCAGAUCCUCCGGCCUGUUUGAUGGUCAGUGAUUGAAACACAAGAAGAUCCAUGAAACAAGAUGCACUGUUAAAAAGUUAAGAAUGUAGAAAUUGUUAUAUUUAACAUUAUCUAGCAGUUAGAAUGUAGAAUGAAACACUCCCUUUGUUCACCCCCUUCGGUUGGUGAAACGAUAGUGGCCUUGUAAGGACAAAAAGCCCCGAAAAGCAUUUGAGCCUUAUUUGUCAAAUUCGUGUCUUCUGCGCACAACUACAACAACUCUCUUCUUUGUCUCCAAAAUGAUACAUCUCAUACUCACUCACUACAAAACUCAGGUGAUAAUAGUUUGUACAUACUGUGCAACUGUAGUAACAAAGCAACUCAAGAUAGCAGCUUCUACUGAAGGAGGCGGGCUUCUUGGUGGACAUGGAAAGCUCUUUCCAAGUUCACAAACACAAAUGACUUUAUUUUCAGAUAGUUGUUCACUAGUCUAACCGUACUUAUAAAUAUGGUAUUUAACUUCUUAGCCUGUUCUGUUAACUGUCACUGAAUGCCACACCCAGUAUCUUUAGUCAAGAUUUGGACUUACAUAAAGUGUGUAAUUUAGUGUUGAAAAGUCUGCAUCAGAGAACAAACACACUUGCUGAUGUGUCAAUGGGACAACAAUGAAGGCUCACUCUCCUCCUAGGAACACUCUUUAAAACAGGGGCCAACCAAUAUUGGUUUAUCAGGGUUGACACUAAUACUUAUGAAUGAUUCAUGACAUCAUUAACCAAUAUUUGGAACUGAUGAGCUUUGUUAGUAAAAAUGGAAACCUCUGUCACAAUGUAGAAAUUAGUGACACCAAUGACUUGUUCCAAGGCCACAACCCACACACAAAGGCAGCCUGGGUUCAAUUCCACACUGUGACUCCUUUCCACUGGCCUCUAUCUGUUAAUGAAAUAAGUAGAAUUUGGAAUGAUAUAUUGACUCAUGCUAGUUCUGGUUACCACUGACUGAGAGGCAGACUCCAGGGCAAAAAAUGAUUUAUCAUUUUAUCUAUGAAUCUGAACAAAAAAACUGUCCAAACUGAACAAACAUAGACUACAUAAAUGUGUAAGUAGAAUUUAUCUACAGCAGAGAUAUAGAAGGUAACCUUCACAUAUCUUUUGCACUAACCUCAUUUUUUAUACUGCAAACCUUUUCACUGAGGAAUACCAAACAAGAUGCUAUUGUUCCCACAAUAACAACAGAAAAUGCUUACUCAAGCCUGUGCAGCUAUGGACUGGUACAUCUUUAAUCAAAACAUUUUACUCAACCAACUUUUUAAAGUUUUAAGCACUUGGAUUCAAAGAUGUCUGUCCAAACAACAUUUCUAUAUAGGAGCCUCUGUUAAAAGCCUAAUGAACAGAUCCAACUGGUCUUUUUGUCUUCUGCAGGUAUCUCUGGGAAGUCUCAGAUGCUGUUUGCACUUGUCUUUACCACCAGAUACCUGGACCUGUUCACUGUCUUCGUCUCUGCUUACAACACAGUCAUGAAGGUGAGAGCAGAGAUCACUCAAAGUUAAACACAUACCUUUUACAAUGCAUAGCAAAAAAACAAAACUGGUUCUACUUAAUCUGCAGAGUGAUGAAUCAGCACAGACAAGCCUUGUUGAGAACAAGAAAAGUGAAACCUUCUGCAUAUGCCAGCUCAGUCCAGCUUCAUGUUUGAGUCUCAGUCUCUCUGGAAUAGAAUAAAUAAAGAGUGACAGGUUGCAUUUCUAACCAGCUGAAAAAUGACUCUCUCCUUCAAGGUGGUGUUUCUAGCUCUGGCCUAUGCCACUGUGUACCUGAUCUACAUGCGCUUUAGGAACUCCUACGAUUCGGAGAAUGACACAUUCCGUGUGGAGUUCCUGUUGGUUCCAGUCAUUGGGCUGUCCUUCCUGGAGAACUAUGCUUUCACUCCACUGGAGGUAAACAAACAUCUUUCUCAGGAAACACACAUGUUUCCAGAGAAAGAUUUAAAAAUGUAUGCAUCAUUGGAUCACUAAGGUUCAAACAAUUUGAGCUUGAUCUCUUUAGAAGUCUGUAUCCAGUGGUCAACUUUAUCUAACUCUCUAUAAAAAUAAAGGAUGAAAGUGUGAAAGGUAACCAGAUCCUGCUUUGAAAAAUAGUCAUUUUCCAAUCCAGGAUCACUCUUAUCCAGAUUAAACCUUUGUCCUCCUGGUUUCAAGUUUCACUUGACCUCAUGUGUCUUUCUUCAUCCAGAUUCUGUGGACCUUUUCCAUCUUCCUGGAGGCGGUGGCCAUCAUGCCGCAGCUCUUCAUGAUCACAAAGACGGGCGAGGCAGAGUCCAUCACCACACAUUACCUGUUUUUCCUGGGUCUGUACCGAGCCCUCUACAUCGCCAACUGGGUGUGGCGUUACCACACAGAGGGCUUCUUAGACCAGAUCGCUGUGGUGUCUGGCGUUGUGCAGACCAUCUUCUACUGCGACUUCUUCUAUCUUUAUGUUACGAGAGGUGAGUUAACUCUGCUGCCAAGAGCCUGGUUAAGAAUUUAAUAAUCACAACUUAAAGACCACUGAUAACACUUAUAGUAGUAAAAGAACAGAUCGGAGUGGGGCUUUAAGCAGUAUGCUCCAGUAGGGAGUAUCGCCAUUUCUAACUGAAGCUUAAAGAAUUACUGAACUCUUUUGGUUUAUCAGGACUUCUCACUAGCUUCCAGUGUUUUUAUCGUAAAGAGAUACCUGGAUUUUACUCAUGCUUCAGGUUGACGUUAGCAGGAAAAAUGAAGAUAUUUUAAGCUACAUGUCUGUCUUUAUUUAAGAAGACAGCUGAAGACAAACAGAAAGUGAAGGGAGAAUACAUGUACUGAAGGGAAGAUGCUAGGAGUCAACAAGUGACUGCAUCUACAACUGAAGCCUGACUCUCUACCUCUGUCUUCUCUGCAGUGAUCCGAGGGAAAGGGAAGAUGAGUCUGCCGAUGCCAAUUUAAAACCAGUCCUUGAACCAUCCCUCCAUCCACCUGUGCCUGCUCCAGUCCAGUAUCUGAACUCAGUCAUUGAACUCCGCCUGCAUGUGAACUCAGCUGCAGGACUAACAGUGUGACAUCGCCCUGGAGACCAAAACGUGUGCCUGUAGGAAUGGGUUUCCUGUCUGACUGGUAUUUUGUGUGUUUGUGUGUGACUCUUUUAGUAUGCAAAUAAGUGCAUUGAUGCUGUUGUGGUCAGAAGUGUGUGAUGUGUUUUUUUUUGUUUUCAUGAGAUGUGAGUGUGACACUGGAAAGGUGUCCAUGUGUGUAUGUGGAACUUAAAUUCAGUAAACAACACUAUGGAGACUUUGUCUUUACCUGUCAGGACACUUUGAAAGUUGAAUCCAUAAACUAAAUGAAGCUAGCUGUCGCUCGUUUGUGGAGCGCUCUGGUUGUUAAAGUGUAGCUCUAGUUUUCACACAGUGCACAUACAGAUCCUGGAUGUCAAAGGUCCUUAAAUUUAAAUAUUUUAACCUCCUGAUGAUUUAUGGUAGCAUCAAAUUUUGUACUAUUUUCUCAAUUUGAACAUUUGCUCUUCCACAGUCUCCACACACUCCUUGAGCAGAUUAUUAGAUGCAAACAUGUUCUUUUCUUUUUGUCAAUCAUGUUACAGUUUGUAUUGGUGUUGUCUUUUUUAAUAUGUACUCCUUCACAGGAAGAAAAAAAAGGGCUGAAUGUUUUGUCAUGUCUUUUAAAAAAACCAAAGCUGAAACAGGAAAUUUCUUUAAUUUUUUAUUGAAACAAAUUCUCUCUUUCCAAGCUUGUUUUCUUGUCUGCACAGUAAAGCUGUGCCAGGGAUAAAAAUCAGUACAACCCCAGUUCAAUAAAAGUUGGGACACUGUAAAAUGUUGACAAGGAAAGAAUUUUGACUCUAACUAAAAAUGAUGCCAAGGAAACCAAAUACUGGAACAGAUUUUUUGUUUGCGCAGCUUUCUGGUAAACAUGUUCCCAUUUCAAAAUUGAUGCCAGCAACACAUCUUGAAAAAAAGUUGGGACAGGGACAUGUUUACUGUCUUGUUGCAUCACCUCUUCCUGUAGCAACACGGUAAAAGUUUGGAUUUCUAGAGUUUGGAAAGUGGAUUUUUUUCAUUUUUGCUGCUUAACAGCCCAGGAUCCUCUUUGUCUUAUUUUUUGUGAGGUGAUCAGGGCCAAAUAUUUACUGUAAGUGACAAAUCAUGACUGCAGACAGGUCAGCGUAGCACAUAGCAUAUGUUUUUUAAACCCUAUAAUUGUCACUAAGCAAUAAUGGUGCCAUUCUUGAUAUGUAAACUACCCUUGUCACAGGUACUCAUACAUUUUCAUGCCAGUAGCUCAGGAGGUAAAGAGGUCCUUCAAUAACUGAAAGGUUGGCGGUUCGAUUCCCUCCUAUCUCGAGUCUGUCCGUUGUUUCAUUGAGCAACACACUUAACCCACCUUGCUCCCAGUUUGUGUCCUCCACUGGUGUAUGAUUGUGAGUGUUGUGUGGUGGUGGUCGGAGAGGCUGUAGGCACAAACUGGCAGCCACGUUUCUGUCAGUCUGCCCCAGGGCAGCUGUGACUACUAAGGUAGUUAACCAACACCAAGGUGUGACUGUGUGAGCGAAUGAAUGAUGUAUCCAAUGUAAAGCGCUUUGAGGGUCUCUGGUAAAGCGCUGUAUGAAAUCUGAUGCAUUAUUAUUAUUAAUUAUCAACUCUACUGGUUUCUGGAAAUGUGCGAUAACAAAAAAAGCCUGGUCCCUCUCCUCCGGGUUCAUGGUUUUGAGAUUUAAUAUGCCAGACCACAAGACAAUUUUCCAUGUCACCUCAGUAUAUCUCAAAUGGGCUUGGGCCUAGAGAAGUAACUGGCAUGUCUGUAUCAUGUUUAGAUAUAAUUUCUUCUGUGCAUGGUACGGUUUGAACCUGCAUUUGUGGAUGCACAAACAAGCUGUGUUAAGUGUCAUUUUGAGCCCAUGCUGUGACUUCCACUGCAGAGUCUGUUUUUGAUGCAGUGCUGCCUCAGGGCCUGAAUAUUUGGGCUCUGACUAUCACUCUAUCUGCCUAACCCCAUUUUUGUGCAGAGAUUCAGAUUCUAUAAAUCUUUUGGAUGAUUAAAUUCCUCAAUUAUUUGCAAUUCUCUGAGCAGUACACAACUUUUUCAGUGUUUGCUGGCCCUGUUCCAACAGUUUAGAAAAUGAGCUUUUUUGAAAGAUAAGAACAUUUUUUGUUUCAAAGCUUGUUGUUAUUGCACUGCAUUCAAGUAGACACAUACUUCAUAAGAAUUGCACACCAUCAAAUUCCGUUCUCAGCAGCAUUUGACGCAGAGUCCCAGCUUUUUAAGAAUUGGAGUUGUAAGUUAAAUCAGAGCAUGUUAAAUUUCUGUAAACAAUAAAAAAAUCUGUUUUUUGACACUAUAAGACGUCAAGGUAAGCUGACUUGCACACUCUUUCUCAUUUCUGACAACAUGUGAAUUCUUGAGUGAAAGGUGCGUCUCUGUUCUCUGUUACUCAUCCCAAUAAUAGCAUCACACCAGGAUGUUUGCUCUGGACACACAUCUUCACACACAAUGCAUUAUUAAACAGUAGGAGUUAAAAGUUCUAGUGCAUUGUGUAGUAGUUAAACAGAAAAAUUAAACAAGAGAUGUGUAAGAAAGCUUAGUGCUGAGUGGAUUAGAGUCAGACUUAGUGUCUCUCAAUGCAGGAAGGUUUUUCUGUGUUUGUAUAGGACCUUGCUCCCCUCUCUGACAGCUCCGCUCACUGCCUUUGCAGCUGAGCUGACAGAGAGCGGUGAUGCUGCCAGAGCUGCUGCCUUCUCUAUCACCUUCACUUUCUUCACAGCUUUCCCUUUCCCUUUGUCUUUCCCCAUGAUCCCCGCCCCCUCUGCUGCACCUUUCCCCAAAGCCGUCACCAACUCACUCCAGAAAAGCCUCUCUGCCCUUUUCUGUGCCUCCUCUUCCUCUCUUUUUCUCUCCUCCUCUUCCCUCCUACUCUCUGAUCCUUUCGAUUCCUUAGGCUGGGACUCCGAAGUGGGUCCUAUUUCUCUCAGAAUCCUCUGUUGUGCAUCUCUGAUUGCCGUCUCGGCCUCCUUGAACAUCUCAUUGCUGUAGCAUGCUCCUCCAUUGCUCUGCACAAGCUUCUCCAACUUCUCCAGGAGGUGUGUGACCUGUUCUGAGCUCUCUGGUGUCUUUUUCUGUUCAGUAUUAUCAAAAGCCUGAUAUCCUCCGUGGCAGCUGCUGAUGAACUCUGACAGCUCAUCACUAACUUCAAAGAAGUCUUGGACAGGUUUUCCUCGUAACUGGUCCCCCCAGGUGAACAACACCAUAGUAAAUCUGGUAACUCCAGGUCCAAACGUAGCUUUCACCCACUCUAAGGCGUCCCUCUCCUCCUGGGUGAACCUGCCAAGCUGCAGGGUCACCAAGAAGACAUGUGGUCCAGGGGAGGACAGGACGACACAGCGUCCUACUUCUGCCAUGACCUCCUGAAGGGACAGCUGAGUGUGGAAGAAUCCAGGAGUGUCAACCACUGAGAUCUUUCGUCCGUCUACUGUCCCGGUCAUCUUCUGGCAGUGCUUGGUGACAGAAUCAGGGGAAACAUCCACCCAGAAAGCAGACCUCCCCAGGAUGGUGUUACCGGAGGAGCUCCUGCCUGAUCCUGUCCUGCCCAGCAGCACAAUCCUUAGAGCUUCGGUUUUCUCUGGUGUCGGGGGCGCAGCCUCACAGACUGAAGUGAAAUGAAAGAAUACAUUGAUAUCGCUUUGGGAGACUAGAGUCGGUUGUCUUGGUUAUUCAGGUACAGCUUAAGGGAUAUUCCGGCAUAAAAUUAAUUUAGGGUCAAACACACCAUAAUGCAGAGUUAGACACCCCCUCGAGAGACGAAUGUUGCCGCCUGCUUGCUUCUCUAGUUAUACCAACUUAAGUAAUGACCAAAGCAAUACACAGCGAUCUAUGGAACCACACACAAACCUCAACCAAAACGCCACUCUAUAGCCACAAAUAAUGCUCAGAACAGCACCUAACUUCAUCAACAGUACAGAUAGAGUCCAAGCCAUAGCACUAGCCAUCAAACAUGUUUUUAACUUUGCCUAAUUUCUUUCGCAAAGAGACUAAACACAACUCACCUACUCUCUUCCAGCAGCCGCUUGUUUGUAGCAAGUCCUCAGGCCAGUCCAUUACGGACUGCUGCAGGGUGACGCAGCUCAAGGAAGAACAUUAAUGAUAAUUUCUUUAUCAUUUCCUUAAAGUAAUAACCACCAUAUUAAUCAUUUUGCACUGCAGACACGGUAGUUCUUCUGCCUUUGCGUCUCAGUCUGAUUGCAUUUCCAUGAAGAAAUGAUCAUUGCGAAAGAAAUUAGGCAAAGUUAAAAAGAUGUUUGGUGGCUAGUACUAUGGCUGGGACCCUACAUGUACUGUUGUUGUUGCUGUUCUGAGCAUUAUUUGUGGCUAUAGAGUGGCGUUUUGGUUGAGGUUUGUUUAUGGCUCCUCAGACCACUGUGUAUUGCUAUCGUGCGGUCGUUACUAAUGUUGGUAUAACUAGAGAAGCAAGCGGUCGGCAACAUUCAUCUCUCCAGGCUGUGACCGAAAUGGAUCCCUAACCCCUAUAUAGGCGACUAUAUGGGGGUUAGCGCCAUUUUUAGGGGUGUCCGAAACCUGAGUGAUCAAUUCCUGUGCCCCAUAUAGGCGACUCAAAAUUUCCCAUAAAGCACUGCAAAAUGUAGUGACCAUCAGAUGGUCACUCACCGGUGGUGGGCAUCCCGUCAUGCAUCGCGUCUUACUAUGUAGUGUCCGAAACCUCCGGUGAUUAAGUUCACUACAUAGUCAGCUAUAUACUGAGAUCCCAUAUGGGGGUUAGGGGUUCAGGAUUGAGUGAUUCAUUUCAGACACAGCCACAGUCUAAAUUAAUUUUACACCGGAAUGUCCCUUUAUAGCACUGUGACAUGUUAAUAUCAAGAAUGAUCAUUUUCAUAGCAGAAUUAAUGGUUUAAUCUAUAGGUAAACAAAUCCUUAAUUUUGCAACUCUUAUGUUUUUACUAUGUUACUUGUUACUUGAAAGGGGUUUAAUUCGACAAAUGCAGAGUCCAUAAGCUUUUGUUCAAUGUAUGAUGAUUCAAUGACGACAAUAAGGUAAGGUAUUUUAACCAUGAGCAAAUCAUUGGAGAGUGAAAAGUGAGACAGCCUAUCCCGGUCUCCCCUACUCUGGUUGCAGGAUUAUCUUCUUGCAUACAUAAUAUAUAUCUAAUUCUGUUAAUGGUAGCUUUUAGCACAUACAUAUGAUGCUGACCACGAACUUGGUGUGAUAACAACAACAACAACAACAACAGACGUACCUUCUCGUGAGUCAGCAUUUUCGGGAGACGACAUAUCAGAGCAGAGUUACCAAAAUAAAGACCUCUGGCCGGCCGGUUUCUCGGGAGAGAAAGACAGGAGACAACCUUAGGUUUUUCCAGAAAUUUCCAAAUGCUUCAAAUAAACACCGCGAGUGAACCGUCUGAUGGAGAGGGCAUCGAAACAACUGCAGUCGGAUGCAGGUGCUCCUCACCACCGCAGCGAUGAUGACGACUGUUGUAACAUCAAAUUAUUAAAGUCGUUUGAAAGGUAUUUAAUAAUUUAAUCUGGUCUUUAGUGACUGUAAAUCACCACUGUAAACUGUAAUUAUCCAAAAAUUCAACCAUAAGAUAAAUCAAGUUUUAGUUUUACUCUGUGGGCACUAGGGGGCAGCAAACAGCCAUCAUUUUAAGAAUUCUCUACUAUCAACAAAAUAAAUUACCAUAGCUUAGAAUAAACGCAGUUCAAUGCUAAUAUAACACAAUUCCUUAGAAAUACUUACAAACACAAUUUAAUGUACUUCUCACAUCUCACACAAUGUCAAUGCUGGUUGAAUAUAAAAAGAGGCAGUGGGCCUUACCCUUUUUAGAAUUCUUACUAUGCUUAAAUCUGACACUGCUCAUGUCUAGUCACACUAGUCUCUCCUACUUAUACCACUUUACACACUUCACAUUAAAGGACACACAUGAAAAAUCUUCACUUUACCUUUUGAAAGUCCUUGUUUCCUUAAAAGAGUCAAAGAUAACAUUGAUCUACUUUUAUUAAUUACACUAUAUCUCUAAAUUCACAUUUUCAAUCCUAGUCUUGAAUUUACCUGAGAUGUUACCAUUUAAUGCUCUUGUGAAAGUUAAACAUCAAUACACUUAAUCGGUCCACUGAUUUUGAUCUCUCAUGGGGACUUGGCUGUGUUUGAUCGUGCUAUUAUCAUCACAAUUUUCAGAUUGUAAAAAUAAAAUUGUAGCUCCAUGUUAGUAACAAGAAACUUUUAUCCUUUAAUAUAGUUCACAAAUAGAGAGCACUAUCACAAGGAGUGUGAUAAAAAUGUUUGCUGCUGAUUUUGAAUCUCUAGUAGUAAAAUUUACAGGUAAAUAAAUGAAAUAGCUGUUUCACUGAGCAGGGUAUUAAAAGGUAAAUAUUGUAUUUAGGGGCAUACAACAUCAAAUAAAUCAGCUUUAAAGCCCCUGUGAGGGAUUUUUUGACUGGUUUAAUGAAUGGACUGAAACUAGCAGCAAUGUCUUAUUAUGGACUCAAAUUCAAACUAAGCCAUCCUCAUCAAGACUAGAAAUCUUCAUAUGGUAGUUUUCAAUGCAUGAAACCACUAUGAGGGGGUAGGUGGACCUGUUAUUGACAACACACUGAGAAAUAAGCAUCUUUUCUCUUUCUAAAGCAAAAAGAAUAGCAUUUUUAUGUCAAGAGGAAUGACAAGAUUUCUUGUCAGAAAGCACUGCUUACACAUGUAAAGUAAAAUAAUUAACAGAGAUAUGGUGUCACUUUAUCUACAAGGGGGCGCCAAACUCAACACAAAGCUCCUCAUAGGAGCUUUAAAAGGAAAACAAAAUGUUGAAUCAGUGUGCGAAUGUGGUUAACAGAUACUAUUUAAUAUACAAAUUCAACAACAAAGGUUUUGCCAGUAAUAACUUAUUAAAGCUCAUUACAUAAGACCUUUAAAUAUAGUUUAAAACAUCUUUAUGUUUGAGUAUCAUGGCUCUGAUUGUUUAGGUUCUAAUAGGAUCAUUUCCAAUGUUUUCCACAAGUUACACAAACUCGAAAUCUCCCAAUAUGGAUAUUCCCUUUCAAACAUGUUUUUCCAAACUCUUUUUAAGUUUUCUGGCUGUAGCAGUUGUUUUCUGGAUGUUUGUGUGUGAAGGUACAGUAAUUAAAGAUGGCGCAGAGGCUAAAUUUCCUCAGGGGCCAAACAGUAUAAAACAAAAUAGGAGGAAAAUAACAGAAGCCUUUCUUGGCUGAGUUGUUUUUCUUCAUGUAUAUUCAGAUUUUCCCAACACUAAUUUGGUGUGUCAAAAAUUUCAAAGUAAAAUUGUUUUCAAAGUCAGCAAAACAGACAUUUAAAUUUGGUUGAAUUGUGUGUAUUUCAGGGCUUUUUUGUCUUCUGGUAAGCCUUGUUUGAAUUAAUCAAAGAGCUUUCAGCCUGUUUCAGACAGAAUCAAGACUCUAGCCCUACCCUGCAGUUGCUGAUCCCUCUUGUGUUUUAUUUAAAUGAGUCCGUCAGUCCAGUACAGCAUGUCAGUGGUUUUGCUGCUAUAGACCAUCAUAAUUUCCCUGCUGGCAUUAAGUUCAUUCAACAGGUCACUCACAGUAGGAUAUCCUCCUUGGUGUCUAAGUGCUCGAUGAGUGGUGUGGGCUCAUAUGUGUGUUGGCUACAUUAUGCUAUUGAAUACUAAGGGUUGUGCCGCAAACCCCUAAAAAAGAAACAAACUAAGAUUGGCUUAAAGAACAGGUUACUGACAAAAACAAAUAACGCAAUAAAAACCUGGCAUCUUGAAGCACUCACAGCUGAAACACCAUAAUGACUCGAUCAAUAUGUGUCUAUAUCGUCAUGUCUCUGCCAAACAGGUAACAAAUGCAACCAAAAAAAAUACUUUUAAGGAAUUUAACAUUACGCAAAGAUUUGGCUCCUACAGACAUUUAUGUGACCUUUGUGUCCUUAUUCAAUGCUAAAAGACCUCUUACAACGCUGAUAUUAGCCAAGAGUAAGAGUGCGGAGUCUGUGACGGAGGGCAGAGCAGAGACACACCAUGUAAAACGUUACAUGUGGAGAUGUUGAUAAAAAGUUUUUUUAAGACCUAAAUUCCUCCAAAACAAUUGCAGGUAUAAAAAAUAAGUUAACAUGUUUGACGGUGGAAAAUGUAGCCUACUCUUUAUCCAAAUUUAACUGCCCUCUUAGUUUACAUACAACUCUCUACAUUAGACUCUCGAACCGUAGAGCUGAAUCAGUUUUUGAAGCACUGGUGACGUUCGAUGCUUCAACCAUCACCCAGUCAUUUUACAUUUCUUACAUAUCUUUGAUACAAACUCCAACACUUUGAAGCCCAGUGGUAAGCUAAAGUAGCUAAUACAAACAUUGGAAAUAUACGCCCAUCUCUAACCUAUAUCUUUCAGUUUGGCCGAUUAGAUGACUUAAUCGGCACUCCCUCUCCUCACUCUAUUUCUAUGUCAAUCCACCACCACUACUCGUUGUACGUUUGUUUAAUUUCAUAGGCUUCUGUGCUUUUUCUUUAUACUAUCAAAUGUAAAAAUAACAACCAUUAAAUCCUUUUUGAACAUGUUUUUUUAAAAGCAUCACAGUAUCCAAAAUAUAAACAACCUUAGCAGUGAGUGAUGGAUUUUCUAGUCCUAAGAUUUAAUAUAACAUAGUUUUUCUAACAAGGACCUUCAUAAGACUGAACCAUACAGAAGAGCUACAGGCCUAGAAGUGUGCAAACAACAUAAAUAAGUCACUUUUGUUUUUCAUGUCUAUUAGAUUAAGUUUUGUCUAGUUGACUUUUCCUCACAGCACCUGAUAUCAGCUGCACAGUUGGAUGCUGAUGGACAGCGAGUGAUGCAGGAAAAUGUCGUUUACGCUACAGGCUGCUGAUUGGUUUUCAGUGACUACUUGCAUGAAGUGGUCUGGUUUUGAGUUGAUAUCAGGAUGAACUGUUGGAGGGUCUGUCCCACUCCACCUGGUUUCUCGCUGGAAAGCUUGCUGCCUUGCUGGGAGCCUCUUGAGUCUCUGUGGCCUCUGCAUGAAAACCCGUGCUCAGAACAUCAGCACUGGUUGUGUUAAUGGCAUGAGAGGCGCUCACAUCUGAUCCUUGAGCCACAGAGUUGUUACAGUGUGUGGUUUCCACACUGUUGCUGCGGCUGAAAUCCACACUCUCUGCUCCGUUCAUCAGGUUUGAACCCUCCAAAUCAAAGAAGGAGUUGUUUUCUCCGAUCCCCAGACCAAAACUCUCCAACAUAUCCAUUACCGAGGGUGUAGAUGGCCCACUGGGGAUCUCCUCCUCAAUCAGACUCAGCGUGGGUAAAAUGUCCACCAACUCUGCCAUCUCCAUCGGCCGGAUCACCUCAGUGAUGCUGGGAGGAAAUUCCUCCUCCUCACAGGAUACCUGAGUAUUCAAAACAGCAAAACCCAUGUCUAACUGUGCAACGGCGGCAGGCUCCAGUCCAGACUCAAUCAAAGCGCUCGCACAAUCUAUCUCUGACUGUCCAAUGCUCGUCAGGUCCAUUGUGGACUGAGCUGCAAUGUCCACAGGAUAUCCUCCCUUCGCUACACCUUCCAUCAACACCAGAGCGGCUUCCUCGGGGGCAUCCAGGAUUCCUGCUGGAGCUGAGACCUCAGCUGUGACCACGUUUGGAGGAGUCCCACUGACAGAACACUCUGAAGUGGAAAUGAACGUCUAAUAAGUCAUAAAUUCAGGUUUAUAUCACUAAAAUGUAACAUGACACAAUUAUUGAAAAGCGCUCAUUUGGUCUUCACUUUUAAAUAUUUGGAGACAUGUUGUCUGUCUCUAUAUAUAGAUACCCUCUUCUUCAUUCUACCUGAUAUGGCUCGCUGUGCUUGUGUCCGAUGGGGCCACGUCAGCCUGGCAGUCAAACUGUCCUCCUCUUCUUCACCAUCAGGACGUGCAGGUGGGUCUCCGCCCAUCACCAGGCCAAGAGGAACUGCCCCCACCCACUGCUUUGAACGAACACACUGUAGACAGUCCAUAAUCCAGCGAGCAUCCCUCCACAGCAAAUCUAGACGCUACGGACACAAGAGGGCAAAGACAGCACCGUCAGACUGAAACUGAGUCAUUCCUUCAUGCAGGGAUGUAAAUUAGCCCGACACAUUGGCCAUGAUUUAUUUUUCUGAUGAUAUGAUUGACAAAAGUUGCUUUCAUUUACGUGUUGACAGGCCUUUCCAUUGCAACACAGUAGGGGGCAGUAUGCAAUCCCUCAUCAGCCACAAAAAGCUGACCAAACAGUAAAAAUGGCUCCAGUGUGUAUGUUUUUAACAGUUUCAGAGAAGGAUAACAAAACUGUAAUUUGCAAAACAUGCCACAGCUACACAAGAAUGGGUGAAAAAAAAGUUCUCAAGUUUUGACACACCAAAUCUUCCAGUCACCUCAAAGUCCUCAUUGCAACAUAAACGUAUCAAAGAAAUAUAAAGUAGCAGUAGCCAAGCCUAGUGUUCACAUAAAAGAGAGUGCUGCAGUGCUGAUUUUAUAACCACAAAAAGUUUAGCAGAGACAACCCAAAACUAGAGCAAAUUCUGACAAAGUUUACAGCACUUGAUGACCCACUUUUUCUUCCGAAGUAGAAGGCCAAUUCCACCAGCUGAUGGCACAUUUGAAAAGGUUGCUGCUACUUUGCAGAUGUAAACCUGUCUGUUAUGUUAAAUGUGUAUAAAUAAGACAUUAUUCCAUGCAGGGAAGUGCUUUGAUUCACAACUAAACAAAAACUGCUAGUCCUUGUUUUUUUUGCCUGCUAAGAAAAGUGAUUUCAAUAGAAUGCUUCGUACAGAUUAUUAAAACACAACAUAUGCAUCUUUUCUUACUAAAAAUUAGACUUUCAAACUCUCAUGAGAGCCUAAACAUGUUUUAAAACUCAAAAAUGCAAAAGCUUUUUUUUGUAAUUUUAUUGGCAAAUCUAGAUAAAUAGCUUUUAUUUCUACAAUCCCAAUCCCAAUUCUCAAGUCAUGACUCUACAGUGGAAAUCACUGCAUGGGCUCAAAAUCAAUCCCUAAAAUGACUGUCUGUGUCUGUGUGAACUGAGUUUGCACCUCCAAAUACAAAUGCAGGUUGAAACUGUCCCAUGCAAAGAUGAACCAUGAAAAAAGAUGAUAUAGAAACACAGUCUUGGCCAAACCCAUUGGUGGUCUAACAAAUACACAUUUGACAGUCCUUUUUGACCUCAUGGACACUAUAUCACCCACUUGAAAAAGACAAAAGACCACUCAGCUGAUGAUACGUGGAUGUAUAAGUCCCCACAGCAGAGGUAGCUUUCAGACACCAUGAUGCUGAACAAUAUAUGCAGAUUUUAGAACAACAUGUGCUGCCACCUAGACAAUGACUUUAUAAAGAGGACCUUGCAUAAUACAGCUAGAGGAUGCCAAACUACAGUCUGUGUGUAUUACAACAGCACGGCUCUGUAUUAAAAGAGUCCAGGUGCUAAACUGGCCUGCAGUUUAAACAGUCCUGACUUGUCACUCAUUAAAAUAUUUAUGACAAAGGAGACUCCAAAUUGUUGAGCAGCUGAACUCCUGUAUCAGGCAACAGUUGGACAACAUUUCACUUUUAAAACUUCAGAGACUGGUCUUCCAAAUGUUGACAGGGUGUUGUCAGAAGAAGCGGUGAUGCAAAACCACUCUUGUUUCUGAAAUGUGUUGCUCACAAACAAUUUAAACCGAGUCUAUGCAGUAUUUUUCAUAAAACAGUCACAUCUUCAGUUUCAACACUUGGUGUGUUGUCUUGACACUAUUUUCAAGCUUCAAAACAACAGACAACUGGAUGCUAAAGAAGAGGUGGCAGCAGAGUUAAGUCAGUAAGCACAACCAUCUUCUACAUCUCAUUUGUUUCAGCUGAUCUUACAUGGGUAAACUCAGUGAUGUGGUUCAGGCGCUCUCGGGCUUCCUGCACCUCUUUGGUGUCCAGCGCCUCUCGCAGAGCCUGCUGGGCCAGAUGAGUAUCCAGCUCCAGUCUCACCCAGGCCUGGCAGUACUGAGACAGAAAGUCCCUCUCAUAUGUCCAGAAGUGAACUGGUGAUGAGGCAAAGACAAAUCACUACAUCAAAGCAGAGAGGAAAAAUAGACUCAGAUCUCAUUAGCACACUUUAUCACACUUUGAGCGCGGGAGUUUUUAAGGCGAGAGAGGAAGGAAAGAUGGAUUUAAAUUGGAGGCAAAACAAAUCCUAAAGCGUGGAGAAAAACAGAUCAAAGAAGUAAUUAGACACAAAAAAAGAAUAAAAGUGACUUCCCUUCAAAAGACCUGAGCAUCAGAUAAUGUGUACUUUACAAAUUACACUCUGCAACCUGACCUGUAAUGGUUUCAGUAUAUUUCAUGGGUGAUAUUUAAGUUCAUUGGAUCAUUUUCCAGCUGGCUCCUUUGAAGAUAAAAACACAUUUUUGCUUUUAGCGAUGUGUAAACCGAAUAAAAAGAUUUGUUAUUUCCUCCUUACAGUAUUUGAUGCAGUGCAGUAGUCUUUUUUUAAUUCAAAGGCUUGUAAGGCACCAUGCUGUUUUUAAUUAAAGUAACCCAGCGAGGUACUAAUCCUCACCUCGAGGUCCACAGUUUUAUGAAUCACACUGGUUUUUUUUUUGUUGCCCUUUUUUAACUCAGAGCUCAUUUUUAUGAGCCUCUUUUUUUUACAGCAGGUCUUAAAAACCCAGCGUUAUUAUUAUUAACGAAUCUUUAAUUAAUAAAGCUACAGAUUUCCACCCACCAAGCUCAAAGAUCUGCAGGGGCAUGGUGAGCCCAGGCUCCUUUGUCCCCACCAGAGGCCAGUAGCUUGAGCUGAAGUCCUCACUGGGAGGAAGAAGCAGGAUCAUGGACACCUUGUCUCCAAACUGCAGAAGCUCCCGGGUGUACACACCAUACUGAUAUGCCUGUCAUACACAAAAAACAGGUGCAAAUGCAAUGAAAAAGUGUUGAAGCUCAAUGUUGAACUGUUUUUUAUUUUUGUCUCUUCUUCUCGUCACAUCAAACUCAGGAAUGAGGCUGUUUGACGGUCUUUUACCCUGUAGAGGGGAAUGUUGAGCUUUGUAAGUAAAUGUGUGACAGCAGCUCUCAGAGACAUGAUGAACUCCAACAUCACGCUGCUCUCCAUCAAGCUCUCAUCCUCACCGCCCAGCAGGUUCUGAGCGCUGUCAUUAGUUGUAGUGUAAACAUGACUCUGGAGCCAUUCCCACUCCUCCCUGUCAAAAAAAAUCAUAACAUAACUGGCAAAGGCACUUUAAAACCUGGUGGUGAGACAAAACAGACAGAAUAACUUGUUUGACUGCAUUUUCUGACACGUUUUCAACCCCAAUCUGACAGACGAAGACAAAGGGAUAUUAUCCUGAGGAAGUUCAACAUCAAAUAGUUAAGUCUUUUCAAUCCCUCAGUGCUACUUGUGAUUGACCUGGCACAAUGUGUCACCUGGUAACGUGGGCGUUGUGUCGCACUCGGGUAUGGCACAGUAGAUUGGGCAGCCUCUGAGGCACCAGGACCCGGAUCUGUUCGACUGAACUGCACAGUUUCAGGAUGCCAACAUACAGACCAGGCUGGCCCCACUGAUUGCUGUGCCUGUGGAAGGAGAGUUUCUCCUGGAGGACAAAAGAUCAUAAGGUACAAUGAGGAGGAGUUAUAGAUGCCUUUUAUUUGCUUUUUUCUUGAUCUGUGUUCAUUUAAUCAGGUAGUUUGGUUUGGUCUUGCAGAACUAAUUCUAAAGUGAUUUUCAAGUCAGAACAGCCAAUCCAUUCUUAGUGAAUGAACUGCAGCCGCUAACUGCAUCAUAAUUGCCUAUUAUGCAUCCCCAUUAUCUACUUCAUCUCAAGGUCCAAGUCACAAAGCACAUCAACAUUUUUUUAUUUCAGGCACAAAUACGUCUUAAAGUUCUGCAGCUUUUAUCCUGACAGAAAUCAAACCUGUCCCAAAUACGGAUGAUGAGCCCGUUGAGCAGGGGCCCUCAGGAGCCUCAAUAUUAGCUGAUGCUGAUAUUUCAUUGCCUUUCAUUGGUCUGACCAACCAGUUUAUCUCUAGUCAAAGUUAUAUUAAGAGAUUUGUGUGAAUAUAUAUAUUUCUUUUGAUCAUCCAGAGGUAGAAUUGUUGUUAUGAUCUUUGGAAAAUUUGGGUGCAAACUACUGCUGUUACCUCCAACUUUAAGAAGACAUGAACAUUUUCACUUUGACUCUGAGAAGCUGUUGGUGCACUAAAUGUAAAUUGAUGUUUUUUUUUUAUUUUUAUUUUUACAGAAAGAGGCCUAUUUCCCCCCCCGGAGUGCUUCAUUUCAAUACACGCAGACAGCUUCAGUGCGCUGAGGUGCCAUUUUCUCUGCAGUUUCUGGUACAUUUAACCCUUUUUGUACUUCAUGAAUUAGAUGAAACCUUAUUUUCUAAUCUGCGCAGGUUACGUAAACACAUAAGCUGCACUAUCUGCUUUUAAAAUCAGUCUCUCAGUCAUUUUGCACUCAGUCCUCGUCACAUCCUGUGGGCAUGACAGGCCAUGACCUUUUUCAUGUCUCUCUGUUAAACAAACACAGAUUCACCUUGAGCUGCUCGUAGAGCGUAUCCAUGGCAGUGGGCUCUGGCAGCAGAGGAGUUCUGCUGCGGUUCUUUUCCAGGCGGGCCAGAGGCAACCAGUGGAGCGGAGGGUCAGGAGGGCUGGAGCAGAGUGAAAAUGUAAUCCUUGGAUUAAGUAUUAAGUUUGAUUUCUUCAUACAAAAACAAAACAAAAAACAAAGCCAGUCAAAGAGAGGGAAUUGAAAGAAAGACUGGUUUUCCUGAAGGCUGUAUUGUGCAUGUUUGCUUAGCAAGGCUGAUGCCUGAUUAGGUUUUCUUCUCUCUUGGGAAUGAGGGAGAUUAAUGGAGUCAAGCAGACUGAUUGAAAACUUAAUCUAGUCAGAUUUAAAAUGUUUGUUUCAGUGAAACAGUGAGACACGGUGGUGAGCAGCUGUGGGGAAAGUUGUCCUUCAUAGACAAGUUGGAGGUUAAAGCCACAUGAGCUGCUUUGCACUGUUUUUCAACUGAAUAAAAAGUCCCUCUGCAUAAAAUAAACCACUCUUUCUCACCUGUGAGGCAGUGGGAACUCUCUCAGAGUCACAAGUAAGACGUUGCCCUGUCGGUCUUUCAGAGGUUCAUAGUACACCUGGCCCAGAUCCAUUGUUCCCAAAGAGGACUGAAGGCAGAGAGGUGAAGACACAGACCAGAAACACAUGAAUGAAUAAAUAUGAGGGAUUAAUGAGCUGAAACACAAGUUCUGGUUGUAGAAGUGUUUUCAAGAGAUAUGGACGCAAGGCAUUUGCAGGUAAGAAGAAUGAAGGAGGAAGAAGAAUUAAUAUCAAAUGUUAAUUAAAACUAUUUAACCCAUUGGUGCUGCUUAUCAUGCAGAGUAAGCUGCUUAAGUUCCUACCUGCAGCUGGGAGACAGCUCGUAAAAUGUUGUGCCUGUUCUGAAGGAGGGAGGAGGGGGAGGAGUGAGCGGAGGAGAGAGCCUGCUGGAGCCAGGGGACUUGCUGCCAUGCACAGGACAACUAGAAGAAAAGAAAUGAUUCAAAUUAACUCCGGACUGCACUUCACAGCUUUUGAACCAGAUAAGUUCAGCAUCAGAAUCAGCAGAUAAAACAACUAAAGACGUGUCGGUUUGAAUUAAACAUUAUCAACAUGCAUUCCUCUGUAUUAACUGACUUCUUGUUAGAGCUUACUUUGGCAAACCAAGCAAAGUCAUGGGUGAUGGAGGUGGAGCAGCACUGGAUGUCCACCAGUGGAAUUUGAUCCUCAGCCGUCACCAGGAUAUUGUCUUUGUAGUAGAACACAGUAGCCAAGUACACACCCCUGAUGAGAUCAAUGGCAGAAGAAAAAAUUAAGCAAAGACCACCCACGGUACAGAGCAGUCAUGAAGCUGGUCAAAUUAAACACAAUCUGUAGAGGAUGUAGCCAGAGUAGACAGAGUGAAGCAGUUCAAAUCAACACCUGAUUUGACAUGUAGAAAGUGAUCAGCUGGGCUGUGGGCUGGUGUUAAGAACAGCUGAUGCACUGUGAGCUGAGCUUGACUUUGCGGUCUGCCUGAACUAACACCAUGCUCAACCUGUCAACUGCAAAUCUCUGAGAAGAAGAGCUGAACAACGACAGGAAUGCCAACAUAAAUAUCCCAAUUCACCUUGUUUAAUAUUACCUUCAACAGAAAUACUCAGGUUACUGUGAAUUAUGACAAAUAAUCAGGUCAUGGAAGUGUUGCCGCUACUGAAUUAGGACUACUUCAACUGUAACCUUAUAGAUGAAUCAUUUUAAAUCAAUAUUUUGUGUUAACAUGUUAGUUGGCAUCGGGGUAAUAACUGUGAUAAUGAGUGGUGAAUGGAUGUAUGCAAAUCAAAACCUCAGAAGGAUGAGCAGGACACGCUUGGGAUCCUUAUUUGAAUAACACCAGUUCACCAUGCAUUAUUCCUGAGUUAUCAUUGUUACAGAUUAAAAUAAAGUCAAAUUCCUACUUCUCCAUUUUUAAUGUCAACCUUAAAUAACACAAAACCUUACUGUGAGUUAUGCAAAUACUGUUUGUGUCUACAUUAAAAAAGCAAUUACUUCCAAACCCCCACAGCAAUUUGUUUCAUCCAUGCAGUCUUCCCUGCAGUGGUUCCUAUUAAUUCCACUUAGAGGCUGCACCAUUUAUCCACUUUUCACUGCUGUAUUGAGAGUGCGGUCCACUGAAUGCUUGUAGCAGUGUGAAGCUUUGAUCAGCCACGUGCCACUUUCCACAGUCCAGUGAUUUUAAACAUCAUCCUCCUCUCAAGAGCUCUCCUCUAAUCUGAAGCCUACAGCUGCUUUUAUGAAACUGUUCUUUUCAAUAACUGUGACAGGUACGACUCUGGACUCCUGCUUUGUAGUCCACGACGCUGUAAUCACGUCACGUUUAAUCCGCUACCCCCUGCCCCCUCGGGACACAAAGGGACAGGUAAGACAGAUGGAGCACUACCUCUGUAGGAGACGAACAAACUUGGUGGCAGACUGGAACAGUUGUUUGAUGCCUCGGGACACAGACAGACGCUUGCUGGGACUCUGGGGCUUAGAGCUCUCUGUGGAGUGGAGGAGGAGAGGAUCAGACCGGAUGAGAAUCACUUCAUCUGCCUGAGUGCAUUCACUGUGCAUAUAACACAGAUUUGGCUGCAUGAUGGAGGGACUUUUUUUUUCCUGGGGUGAAAAAAGUUUAUACAAAUGAUACAAGCAUGCUGCUUCUAUAAACAGCCCCCAGCUUGAGUAGAUCUUUCACUAAGUAACACUAAUGCAUCUGAGCUGUUUGUUUGGGGGUGGUUGUUUUUUUUGUCUUUAUCGGACAAGGACAGCCGAGAGAAAGACCUGAAAUAUGAGGAGUAAAGAGAGGGGAAGUAAUGCAGCGAACAGUUGUCGCCAGGAGUCAAACCAGCAGUUAUAGAGGAAAACUGGGACUUUGCUUAAUUGCUUUUCUUUUCUCUGGGGGUGGCAUGUUACUGUGAAAAUAAAAAGUGACAGACAAGAGAGAAUACAGACACAACCUAAAUACAUGAAGGACAGAGGAUAACGGCCAGAUUAAAUUGAGUACACAUUUUAAAAACGAACUCAUGCCAGGAAAAUGGUUACAUUAACAAGAUAAUAAUCUCAUGAGAAUUAAGCUGCAUUCUUGUGAAAAAGCAG
Xyrichtys novacula (pearly razorfish) is the source of this 22659-nucleotide messenger RNA. NCBI's taxonomy places the organism in Eukaryota, Metazoa, Chordata, Actinopteri, Labriformes, Labridae. The record is from the annotation of a GenBank genome assembly.